This is a messenger RNA of Ascoidea rubescens DSM 1968, 1653 nucleotides long. RefSeq lists its product as uncharacterized. Lineage: Eukaryota; Fungi; Ascomycota; Saccharomycetes; Ascoideales; Ascoideaceae. Bases 1 to 1653 code for a protein of 550 amino acids. The record is from RefSeq and is a predicted model, not a curated record. The transcript has 3 exons.
AUGGAUAUUGCGUUUGAUCUCGACAACUAUCUCAGAGGAUAUCAAGCAAUUGUUACUGACAGUGUGUUUCCAGGCCCAAUUGUGUUCCAGAAAUUGUUUUACAUUACUUCAGCACUUCCCACACAUGCUUUGGAAGCUUCUGUUAAAGCUCUUGAAUUGAUGAGGGAAUUUGGUGUUCCCUCAGUUUAUUAUAGCUACUUCAAAUCAACAAUACUCCAAAAAUUAUCCUCUACGGAUGACUUGAGCUCCUACAACAUUGAUUCUAUCAGCACUUUAACCACUGAUAAGUUCUUUCGAAAUCUCGUAACUGAUGUUACAACAAAAACAAAAGACGCUUCAGAUUACUUGCAAUCAAUUAAUAACCAGCUCCAGGAGGUUAAAGAGGAAAAGGAACUAGAUAAGCUUGAAAGCGUUAGGCGUUUUAUCGAGUUCGGCACUAUAAUGAAUCACUUAUUUUUGCAAGAAUAUUCAAAGGCUCAGUCCUUAAUGGCGGCAUACGAGAAAAUUCCUAAUACUGAUUUUAGUUUUAGAAACAUUGAGUUUGAUCUUUAUAAGCAAUACAUGAGACUGAACUUUCAUUCAAUGGCCUCCAAGUAUGACUCAAUUCAAGCUGUGAUUACUCGUUUUUUUGUCAAGAAUAUUGUAGUUAAAAAAGUUGCGUCCAAUCUUAUAAAAACUGAUACCAAAAUCCAAAUUUUUGGGUCAGUUGAAGAACAAAAAUCCUUUUGGAAAAUCAAUUGGAUUAUCUUAUUUGCAAAAUUUAAAGUGGGAAACUACAAUGGUGUUAAAUCUGGUUUUUUAAAACUAUCCAACCCUGAAAAAUAUGAAUAUUGCAGGAAUCCCGAAAGAAGCAAAGAAGUUUAUGCUCAAUUAAAUGGUUUAACGGCUUUGGAUGUUUUAAACUCAGAAUUUGAUUUGAAUCGAAAUGUAAUCCUUACUUCAAAUGAUGAUUUUCAAACAAAUUUCAAUUUUUUAACCAAGAGAGAUAUUUUAUUGGCUGUUUUAAUCUCUCUUUAUCAGACAACAACUCCUGCAGAAUUUACAAUUAAAUAUUUGGAUACAGACUUGUUUGAAGCUUUCUUUUUUGAAAAUCCAUUAAUAGCAAGUUUUUUUCAAUCUUUACUUUCUCUUACAAAAAUAUCACAGAUCCCUAAAAGUUUGAAUCAAUUGGAAAAAAAUUUUAUGAUACCAAAUUCUAAUUUCAACAAUUUCACCAUUACAAUCAAAUCUGAUAAUGACAAAUCUCUUAGUAAACUCAAAAAUUACAUGCUUUCAACUUGCUCUAUUCUUUUAAAUACCAGCGAGUUUGAUCGGUUUAAAUUAUUUGUUCGAUAUCGCACUUAUCUUUCAUAUCUUUCUUUCAUUAAAAAAAUUAAGAUAUCCGAUUUCAGUGAAAGACUUGGUGGUAUCGACCAGAACUUGAUCUUGAAAGAACUUGGAAAUUUAAUAUAUAUUUUGAAUAUCAAUUUAAAGUACAAUGCAGAAGAUCAAACCGUUGAAUUCAUUGGGGAUAAGAACUACAUCAGUAUGACCGAGCUUAAGAAGCUAGAUGAUCAAAUAAAUGAAAUAUCUGAAACAGAUAAAAUUUAUAAAAGUGCUGUCAAAAUCCAAAGUUUAGCAAUUGAUCAUUUUCCUGAUUUAGAAUUAUCAUAA